UCUGGCCGGCGGCCGGCUGUGGGAGGCGCGGCGCGGGGGCCGCUCUGCCCGGCGCACUCGCUGGUGCGGAGUCCCGGAAGCGGCGUUCCCCGAGGCCGGGCGCGGAAUGGCGGAGAGUCCGGCGGCCGAGGAGACGGCCCCGGCCGCGGUGCUGGCGGCGGCGGCGACGGGCGGCGGCGGCGGCUCGGCCAGCCCGGGAGGCGGCGGAGGAGCGGGCAGCCCCGGCGUCUUCAUCCCCGCCGAGCUGUGGGCGGCAGCGGGCUUCGGCGCCCCGGCGCAGGGCGCCGGCGUCUCCCCGAGCAGCGGCGCGGCCCCCAUCGCGGCGGCGGCGGCGGCCGCGGGGGCCGCGCUCCUCACGCACUCCGCCUUCUGGGACCCCACGGUCAGCGGCGACUGGGACAGCGAGCGGCCCAGCCCGGCCUGCCUCCUGCGGAUCAAACGGGAUAUCAUGUCUAUUUACAAGGAACCACCCCCAGGAAUGUUUGUUGUGCCUGAUCCCCAUGACAUGACCAAGAUUCAUGCAUUGAUCACAGGCCCAUUUGACACGCCUUAUGAAGGGGGUUUCUUCUUGUUCCUGUUUCGCUGUCCUCCAGAUUAUCCCAUCCACCCACCAAGGGUCAAACUGAUGACAACAGGAAAUAACACAGUGAGGUUUAACCCCAACUUCUACCGCAAUGGGAAAGUCUGCCUGAGUAUUCUAGGCACCUGGACCGGGCCUGCAUGGAGCCCAGCACAGAGUAUCUCUUCAGUCCUCAUCUCCAUCCAGUCUCUGAUGACUGAGAAUCCGUAUCACAAUGAACCUGGCUUUGAGCAGGAGAGGCACCCCGGGGACAGCAAGAACUAUAACGAGUGCAUUCGGCAUGAGACCAUCCGAGUAGCAGUGUGUGACAUGCUGGAAGGAAAGUGUCCCUGUCCUGAGCCCUUACGGGGUGUAAUGGAGAAAUCCUUCAUGGAAUACUAUGACUUCUAUGAAGGGGUGUGUAAAGAGAGACUUUAUCUCCAAGGACAGACAAUGCAGGAUCCUUUUGGUGAGAAACGAGGCCACUUUGACUAUCAGUCCCUAUUGGUGCGCUUGCAAGGAAUUCGUCAGAAGGUGCAAGAGAAACACCAGCAGGAGAACACAGAGAUAGACUCUGAGAGCAGCUCCUCCGAGACAGAGACAGACACUCAAAGUUGCUCUAAAGCUUAGAGCUGCGCUGCUGGUGGAGAGGCCCAGCUGUGGGCAUGUCCUGUCUCACACCAGAGUUCCCCUCACAGACUCGACAACCAACCCAGCGCCAGAGCGGAGGCAGCUGCGGGGUGUCUCUUGUCUCCUUGUCCUGCUCUGGUGGAUAACGCUGACUGAGAUUUCAUGCUAGACAAAGCCAAGCUUGUGACAGGCUACCCUUCAAAGGUACUUCCUCUGCUAGAAAGCCAGAGACUGUGGCGUAAGGUUAUAUUUUUUUUUAAACACCCACACUGGUUGUUUUUAUUUUUCUUUGGUUUUGUUCUCCUCUAUUUUAUUAAAGAAUGAGAUCUAGACUAUAAUUCUCUUCACAGCUUUUCUGUUCCUAGACACUGAGCCCUUCCCUGGGGCCAUGUGGAGCUGUAGCUGUGGGAGCGCUUUGAUGAGUCCAAGGUGUGACAGGGCCCACGCACCACGUGCCCAGGCGAAACCUUUGCGUGCAGGUUGGGAGAGAUGGAGCCUCUCAGCUCUGUGGAGCCCAUCUACCUGAUGUCUUUCUUCUAGACACUGUUCUAGACAGACCAAAGAUAAAGAGCAGUGUGGGGAUCUGGGCUUUACUCUGAAAGCUUUACUCAAGCUCUGAGUGACUUUGUCCACCAAGACUUCAGGCACAAAGGGACAGAUGAAAUGUGGAAACCUCAAGAAUCUGUAAAUGGAGUGCAGGUGUGUUCAUCCUGCUUUUGGGGAGGGAGAGUGAGGACAUCACUGGUCAGAGAUGGAGAAAUUUGAAGUCUAGCUUGUGUAUUUUUUUAAGGUGUUGAUUUGAAUUUAGCAUUCUAGAAAUAUUUUAUUCUGCCUGCUCUGAACAGAGCUGAUUUCUUUUUUCCUUAACUGGAGUACUCUGUGCUUUCCACCUCUCAGUGUAAAAUUUUAUUUGCCUUCCUUCUGCCUCCUGCCACCUCCCUCGCCACUGCUACCUUGCUGCAUCACACUGGAAGGCAGCUCUAGCUGAGGAAGCCACUCCUUCUGGGUGGAGUUUUUCUGAGGUGUACGCCUUCUACUGACAAAUCCCUUGCCAAACUCGGCCCGUUGUCGUGAAGUUUAACACUUCAGAGCUCUGACCAUUUCUGACCGCAGCUUUUUACUGAGGGAGGGCCAGUCUCAUGGGGAUGAACCUGCUGCCUGCCAGUGCCAUUACAUCAAGAUGUAAUUAGUGUGACUUGGGUGGUGGUGACACACAAUUCCUCCAGGUAAAGGAGCUUGGUAACGAUUAGAGCAGUAAACUGAUUUGUUGAUAAGAGCUUAACCUACUUUUUUGUUUUGUUGGAUUUGGUUUUAGUAGUAUUUUAAGGGAACUUUGUUAGAAAGCUAAGUAUAAAGUUGCACGUUGUCCUGGGCCCUCUCCCAAUUUCCUUAAAACACCUUUCCACCGGUUUGGCCCCAUUUCAGACCUGUGGUGGUGGGGAGAGAAUUUCCAAUGCAGUCAUCAUUAUUUUAUGAGAAGUGCAGCAUAGAGGGGCCACUGCCACAUGCUGCACCCACAGCCACAGCCCACGAGGCGCUGAACACCUCCAGUCUCUGUGACUGGUAUCAACUUGCAGGACUCAGGUCCUGCACGCUGCUGAUUGGGCAGCUCCCAAAAGCUGAAAGGUGGAACCAUUUCGGGAUUGUUAAGGUGCCAUUUAGCAACUUUGGGAACCCUUUUUUUUUCCUUUUAAGCAAGCAAACUCCCCAGGGUCUGUCAUUGGCUCGAUUUAGAAAACUCUGUCUUCCCUCGAGGGAAAGCUGGACUUCCAUAGGACUCACUCAACACCUAGACCAGAUGAAAGCAAAGCGGAGUUCACCUUGAAGUGAGGUCUGGGGGAAGUAGUGGGGUCUCCUGGGAAGUCAGGAGCCUUGUGCUGUUUCACCACCUAUUUAAUCCCAUUGUAAAUGUCACCAAUGUUGUUUUUCACCAUUCAGUAGCAUCGUGGGUAGAGCUGUGACUCUGCUGCCUUCCCCAGGCAGGGUGGCUCUGAAAUCAGUGUUUGAUGCAUGUGGCAUUACCAUUCACCGAGACAACGAAGCGAGAAAAUGCCUUAUUGUGGACACUAUUCACGUAACUAGCAUGUUGCUGUAAAAAGAGAAGUAAUAGUUUUAUAGUUCUAAUGUUGUCUGUUUUACCAUUUCUGAAUGUUUCCAUUUCAAAGUGACAAUCCUCAAAUGACUGCUUUAGGCGGAAAUGUUUCAGCAACAGAUUUUUAGACCUAAUUGAGUUGAAAAAAUAUAUGCACAAGAGUCACUCUUAAGAUACCUUGUUUAUAUACUAUUGUACAUAAGAUUUUUUUUGUGCAAUAAAGUUUGUUUUGGCAGAAUCUAGACUGUGGUACUCCUCAGUGAAACGAUGACACAUUCACGGAGCAGAAAGGACUACAGGAACAGU
This is a messenger RNA of Colius striatus (speckled mousebird), 3587 nucleotides long. RefSeq names its product ubiquitin conjugating enzyme E2 Z (gene UBE2Z). Gene Ontology annotation, cellular component: nucleus. The record is from RefSeq and is a predicted model, not a curated record. Gene Ontology annotation, biological process: negative regulation of apoptotic process. The transcript has 7 exons. Gene Ontology annotation, molecular function: ubiquitin conjugating enzyme activity; cysteine-type endopeptidase inhibitor activity. Bases 107 to 1189 code for a protein of 360 amino acids. Lineage: Eukaryota; Metazoa; Chordata; Aves; Coliiformes; Coliidae.